AUGGACACUGCACCACGCCUUGAUACUCCAGGCUUUGGCCAGUCUUUCGCCACUGCCAUCCGCCGCAACGGGCAAUUCGCAGACUCGCAGGAUCCAAACGCAUACGCUGUUCCAAAGCGACGCUUGCGCUCAACCUCCCGACAGGCAAAGCAGCACCAACUGCUUGCGGAGCUGGCCAAGAAGUCCGCCAAUACCAGUCCUCAUGCGCUACCUCGACUUCGCCGCGUGCGUGCCUUUUCGCCCUCGGAAGACCAUGUAUCGAGCUCUUCCCCGACGGUGUCAAUUGAAGUGAGCAAGGAAGACUGGCUUGAGAAUGCGAUUACCAAGACCAAGGCCAUUAUGCUGGACAUGGAAAAUGUCGAUCGCAUCACGCGCCGUCUAUCACUAUCUUCGGUUAGCUCUUUUGACACUUGCUCUUCUUGCGGUACCUUAAGCUCAAUCGGCAGCAACGGACCAGCAAGCCCCAGCUCACUUCAUCGGAAAGAUGCCUUGGAAGAUCUCAGAAGUCACUAUACUGCCAGCGAAAGCCACCACACUAGCAUCAAUCGUCUUUCCGCAAGCACAAGCUCGGGUGCAAGUGCUGCCACAAGCCUCUGGUCGAGCAUGACCGACGACGGCUCCGCAACAUCCAACGACACAGUGGUCUGGCGUGACGCUUACUGUCUCUGCGGCCGCUCCCAUCACCCAGCACACGGCCCCAUGAUCACCUGCGAUGUCUGCGAUGGCUCUUACCACGUACGUUGUGUGGGCAUGGAGCAUCUUGAAGCCACGAAUUACGAUGAGGCUUCUUUCACCUGCCCAUGCUGCGAAGAGGUUGCCUUCCGGGAGAUCAUCGAAGAGGAAGAAUGA
Molecule: messenger RNA, 849 nt
Organism: Pseudocercospora fijiensis CIRAD86
Lineage: Eukaryota; Fungi; Ascomycota; Dothideomycetes; Mycosphaerellales; Mycosphaerellaceae
Exons: 1
Coding region: 1-849 (282 amino acids)
Source: RefSeq, a predicted model, not a curated record